UACGCAAAUAUGGUAUUAACCAUACAAUGGUCUCAUGUUGGCAUGAACAGGAAGAGGAUUUUAGAGUUGCAAGAAGUUCUAAUCGGUGUGUUGGUUCUGGUAAUAAACCAUUUUAUCCUCUAGCAAAAGAAGUAUUAAAAUAUUGGAUUGAUGAAUUGUGCUAUGAAGGAAUUGUAGUAAUGCCUUCUGCUGUAAAAUUGAAAAUGCAAAAUCUGCUUGCAACAGAUUUUAUUCAACU
Racocetra persica is the source of this 238-nucleotide messenger RNA. NCBI's taxonomy places the organism in Eukaryota, Fungi, Glomeromycota, Glomeromycetes, Diversisporales, Gigasporaceae. The record is from the annotation of a GenBank genome assembly.